Caenorhabditis sp. 36 PRJEB53466 is the source of this 5015-nucleotide messenger RNA. Lineage: Eukaryota; Metazoa; Nematoda; Chromadorea; Rhabditida; Rhabditidae. The record is from the annotation of a GenBank genome assembly.
AUGAAUAAUUCGGGCAUUUUGCGCAACCUCGGCGUCCUCCUUCUUCCCGCCCUACUACUGCUUUCCAUUCGGCCACCACAUAUUUGUGCUGAAUACACGGAUAACGAGCUGGCGGUCUUCUCGCGGAACACUCGGUUCGUCGCCGUUCCGAAUGAUGAUCGGUCGAAGCGCGCAACAGAAAGAGUUCGCUCUCGACAGCUGUUCGGAAGGGGCUUCUUCGGAUCGGAGACUAUGAAAGUGGAGAAAGAGGAGCGGCGCGAAGCCCGUCCGAUGCUCCGCAGCUCGCCAAAUUCCCCGGAGCCGGUAAAGAGGAAAAACGAAAAUAUAUUCGCUGCUGUCAUUAAUACUCUUCUGCACAAAGAAGAAGGUGUGCAAGAGCCCGUGCUAAUUGAAAAGUGAUGUGCAGCAUGCUUGUCGUUUUCGCUCUGUUAAGUGACGUGUUUUUGUGCCAUCCAUCUUGUGAAACUUCAUCAAGUACCUUAAUUAAACUCAUUUUCAGCAUUGGUCGGACCGCCAACGAAUGUCCGUGUGGAAGCCACUAGCAACUCGACGGCAGUCGUACAAUGGGACUUCGAAUCUCAGAAGGUUAGCAGUCUAUACUCGAUUUGUUCUCCGGACGCCAUCCCUGGGGUCCCGUUCCGCAUUUUGACGGGUCGGGUCCACUAUUCUUUUGCGUCUGUUUGUUUUCGUUAUGGAGCACACGAGUCGUGCCUUGUGCUCAAAACAAAAGCGAGGCUAAGAAAGAAAUUGAAUGCCUUCCGCGGAAUUACGCUACAAAUUAGAAUGAAAAAUGCUUUCAGGCCGACUCGUUCGUCGUCAAGUACAUGCACGAGCCGGGAAACCGCAUGGAUACGGAGAAAUGGAAGCAACAGCCGGUGAUCAGCUUUGACAAGGAAAAUCCGAAACGGUUCGCUGUGGUCUCCGAUCUCACGGCUCACAAGCCGUAUGCAUUCUGUGUGCUCGCCGUAAAGAACAAUGUGAGUGUGAUCUCCUUGGAGACGUUCCCACGCUCGAUGAGCACGCAUUAAUGAACAAUUUUUCAGCGACAAGGUCCGUGCUCAGAUCCGCCCACUGUGCUCGAAAGCGUGACGCCGACGUUCAUGGUUCAGAAUCUGAGAGUGCGAUGGAAGACGAGCAACUCGGUGCAGCUCACGUAAGAACUCGGAGAAAUGCUCACAAUUUUCUCAGACUUUGAUUGCAGAUGGGAGUACAACGGUCCCAGAAACGUGGGAUUCUAUGUGAAUCACACGGGAAAGAAGGACUACAUGAACCACGAGCUGCAAGAAAAAACGAUGUCUACACCUGGAUUCGGACAGGAUCUCGAUGAGAAGACACGCGAGUAUCUGUGGACCAAUCUCAGGCCGCACAUGAUGUUCACAUUCCACGUGGGAGUUCGGACGUUGCCUCCGGGAGCUCGGAAGUACUGGCCCCAGGAGGUGGUAACCACGACGGACCCAACUGGGCCUCCGUACGUAGAUGUACCUCAGUUGAUUGACUCUUCGGGAACUCAGCCCGGCCAGCAAAUGAUCCGGUUGACGCCUGCAACGGAAGAAUACGGAGUCAUCUCGCACUAUUGGAUCAUUGUUGUUCCAGCUAACUACAGCACGGUAUGCCCAGGUUAUCGAAGGUGUGGAUUCAUAGUUCUGUGAUAUUUCAGGAAGAUGUCGUCAACUUGGACAGCGUCGAACUGGAAAAGGCAACCGCCGAAAAGCGUACUCAACUCGCCCGAUCUCUAAGUGUGUCUCCGUCGAAAAAGUUGAAGAGGCGAGCCGAUGAGGAAAAGACGGCCACGAAAGCGAAACGGGCUCGUCGCGGAGCAGUGCCUGGGGCCUACGUGGCGGCGAGAUUGAGUUCCGAUCGGGUGAAGCAGCACUACAGGAACAACCAGCCAUUUGUGGUCGGAGACUCGCAGGUGAGCAUAGCAAUUGCCGCAAACGGCUUCCCGCAGCCGCCUUCCCGAUACCCUUUCUUUCUGCGCCCCCGGAAAACAAUCUAAAUGCGUCUGUUUUGUCAUGUUUCCUGCUCACUGCCACAAUCUUCUAUCAAUAAAUAAACGGGCGAGCGUUGCGAGUGACGAGACGAAUCAAGAGUCGGCACAAUUUUUCGCCCUUCCUCCUCUUAGUUUUACUCUCGUUUCCGUUGAGAUUUAGGCAAAAUAUCGAGGCACUUACGGACCUUUUCAUGUCCACUUCAAACUUUUAUGAGCGUUUCCCGGCACUCAUUUUAUGGUCAGUCAUGUAGAAAAGAUGGCAUUCCCGCUCACGUUUCCCUUCCUAUCCAUCCGAAAUGUCGGCUGAUUCCUUUGAUAUCCCGACAGAGGUUCCCACGAUAAACUCGAUGCAAUCCGAUUCCCUCUCACUCUCUCUCCUUGCUCUUCAGCUUUUGCCAGCCCGCCGCCGCGGACUGUUUUUGUGUAAACAUUGAUCGGUGUUAUUUUGCAGUUGUAUGACGGGUUCACCAACUACCCACUCGAGCACAAUAUCCACUACCGACUUAUGAUGCGAGCGUUUGCGAAGAAUGACGUGCGUGCCAAGGACAGUGUAAGUUUACCCUCCCGCCCGCCAUUCACAUGAUCUCAAUAAUCAGCUUUCUUUUAGUUCGAACAACGUGCUCCGAUGAGUGAGAAGCUGUCGCGACUGUAUUCCGACUCUGUACUCACCGAGCCGUUCACAAUCAAGUCCGCCCUUCGGGGAGCUUCUCAGAAGUCGUCUCCAUGGGUCGGUGCUUGUAUUGCCUUCCUCGUGCUCUUCUCGAUCGUCGGAAUGCUCAUUUGUUGGUGGCUGCGAUGCAACAAGAAAUCUGCUGGAAGACAUCCGAGACACGGAUCCAUUACCAAAGUGGCGUUGACUGGAAACAUCAUGAAUGGAGGUGCAAUGCCCGGAGAGACGAGCAAGCUGUUGGCGACUCAGAACGAGUACGGACGGCAUGUGAUGAAUCCGUACGAACAAAUGAAUGGAAACCAUCAAAUGGAGUCAUCAAUGGAUCUGUACCCUCUGCCCAACAGUCACUCUCGUUCCAACGGAUACGCUCCUGUCCCAGUCCCUCUUCCAACUCUCCCGAACAACGGAAACACAGUCACCACAGUCGUCCAUCCAGCUGUUCCGAUCGCCGAACUCGCGAAUCAUAUCGAACGCCUACGCAUGAACAACAAUAUUGGAUUCCAGACGGAGUUUGAGUCUAUUGAAACCGGCCAACACUUCACUUGGGAACAUUCGAAUGCCGACGUGAACAAGCCGAAGAAUCGAUACGCGAACGUGGCUGCUUACGAUCAUACCCGAGUGGUGCUCUCCAACGUGGAAGGCAUCGAAGGCGGCGACUACAUCAACGCGAACUACGUGGAUGGAUACGACAAGCCGAGAAGUUACAUCGCCACUCAAGGACCGCUCCCGGAGACAUUUGGAGACUUCUGGAGAAUGGUUUGGGAAGAGCAGUCGGUGACGAUUGUGAUGUUGACGAAUCUGGAAGAGAACAGCAGAAACAAGUGCGAUCAGUACUGGCCGACACGUGGAACUGCGAUCUACGGAGACGUCGAAGUGACACUGCUCGAAAGCGUCCAUCUGGCUCACUACACGAUGAGGACGAUGCGACUGAAGAUGAUCGGAGAGCCGGAGAUCAGAGAGAUCAAGCAUCUGCAGUACACUGCCUGGCCAGACCACGGAGUUCCCGACCAUCCGACGCCGUUCCUGAUCUUCCUGAAGAGAGUCAAGACUCUGAAUCCGCACGACGCCGGACCGAUUAUCUCGCACUGCAGUGCUGGAAUAGGACGGACGGGAGCAUUCAUUUCCAUCGAUUGCAUGCUCGAACGUCUUCGCUACGAGAACACUGUGGACAUUUACGGAUGUGUGACGACGCUGCGAGCACAACGGAGUUACAUGGUGCAAACAGAAGAGCAGUACAUCUUUAUCCACGACGCCGUCCUCGACGCAGUCAACAGCGGAUCAACGGAAGUUCCCGCGAGUCGGUUACACCAGCACGUGCAAGCACUCAUGCAGCCGUCAGUCGAAUCUAUAUCCGGAAUUGAUAUGGAGUUCAGAGUGAGUUCACGAAGGAAUGAGCUUCUUUCUGAUCCACCAUUUUUGCAGCAUCUGACGACAUUAAAGUGGACGAACAACAGGUGCAUCGUGGCCAAUUUGCCAGUCAAUCGGCAGAAGAACAGAAUGCUGAGUGCUGUUCCGUUCGACUCGAACCGUGUAAUUUUGCAUAUGAUGCCAGGAGUUGAAGGUUCCGAUUACAUCAAUGCAUCCUGGAUUGACGGUUACAAGUAAGUCACGCAACUCUCUUCUCUCCAACCAAAUUGGUAAUUUCAGAGAACGUGGAGCAUACAUGGCAAUGCAAGCGCCGACGAACGAGACAGCCGCCGAUUUCUGGCGGGCCAUCUGGGAGCACAACUGCUCGAUGAUCGCGAUGGUUGUGCAGACUUGGGAGCGUGGACAGGAGAUGUGCAGCGAGUACUGGCCACUGGAGAACGGAGUGAACGUCGGAAAUCUGGUCGUCGAGCCGAUGACCGAGUUCAACAUGGAAUAUUAUCUGCUCCGCGAGUUCCGGCUCACUGACUUCCACACGAACGAAGUGCGGACGGUUCGGCAUUUCCAGUUCAUCGACUGGCCGGACAGCGGACGACCGCACAGUGCUGAGCAUUUCCUGGACUUUGUCGCUCAGGUAACCAACUUAUGCAGUGUAUUCUCUCAAUGAUUCCAAUCUUCAGGUUCACAACACGUACGCUCAGUUCGGCUGCACUGGUCCCAUAACCGUUCAUUGCACAUCGGGCGCCGGGCGCACCGCGGUCUUCAUAGCUCUUUCCAUCAUUUUGGAUAGAAUGCGCGCCGAGCACGUUGUGGACGUGUUCACCACUGUAAGUUAAUAAAAUAGGCUCUGCCACGUCAUAACUCGUUUUUUUCCAGGUCAAACUGUUGCGAACGGAACGGCAGAACAUGAUCCAGGAGCCAGAUCAGUACCAUUUCUUGUACCAAUCCGCUUACGAGUACCUCGCUUCGUAUGAUAACUUCUCCGCGUAG